AUGGCAAAAUAUUACUUGUCUGUGCAAGAAACUAGUGUUCCAAGCAAACGUGCAUUUUUAAUUGCAGCCCAUACUAUUACAAAAAUUAGAAGUAAUCUUGCUUCAGAUUCAGUACAUACCGUAAUAUGUUUAAUGAGUUGGAUAACAAAG
Messenger RNA from Racocetra persica, 150 nucleotides. NCBI's taxonomy places the organism in Eukaryota, Fungi, Glomeromycota, Glomeromycetes, Diversisporales, Gigasporaceae. The record is from the annotation of a GenBank genome assembly.